AUGAUUUCGAAAUUUAUUUCUAUAAAGUAAAAAUAAUUUACCUACUGCAUCUAGUUUUGUCAAAGAGCCCAAAAAUUCCGUAUAAAUUUAAUAAAUCAAUUUACAAAAAUUUAGGGAGUUAAAAUAUCACUUUGAAAUUCAUUUCGCCUUAGAAUAUGGUCAUAUAUAGGAUGAAACCUACAAAGUGAAAGUUGAUAAUUUAAUUCAUAUUAAAAAAGUAGAAUUUCGAAAUAUUUUAUAAAUAGGCAUGCAAGAACCCUGAACAUUUAAUAUCAAAACUGAAUUUGUCUCCUUCCCUUAAAGACUUUUUCACAGAAUUAGAUAAAUUUAAUGAUAAAACACUGGAUGUUAUUUUUAUGAAUUUCAAAACGCAAAUUGCUAAUAUAUAAAAUGCUCUCUUGGCAGUGUAAAGAGAAGUAGAAUAAGAUGUAAAAUAUAUUCUGAAUACAAAAUAGAAAAUCAGGGAAGAAUUGCUCAAAGUAAUUAAUGAUAAAAAAUAUUAGAUUAUUAAAUUUGAUUAAUUUCAAUAGUAAUUAGAGAAUUUUUCAUAAUUAGAAGAUUAAAAUAAUUUUCAAGCUAUUGAAUAAAAUGAAAAGAUAAUUCAUGAUUAUAUAAAAGAUCUUACUAAAAAUGAUGCCAAAGAACUGAAUUAAAGUUUGAUCGAUUUAUUAAAUGGAAUAUAAUUAUAGAUCAAAGAUUCAAAUGAAGAAAAAUUUUCUUAAUGUAAAAAAUUUCAAGAAUAAUUUCAAUAUUUUAAUGCUAGUAAAUAAGAACUCAUAAAAUAAAUUAAUCUAAAUUAUUUAUAAUAGUCAAUUUUAUCAUAUUAUUAAUAAUUGAAAAUUAUGAAAACUAUUUAAUUUAAAUUAAAUAAAAUACCAGCAAGAUUUUAAAGAAUAUUUUUAGGUUCAAAAGAUGGUUUAAAUGCUAAUGCUUUUUGGAAUAAAGUAGAAGGUAAAUCAAAUUUAUUAAUGAUAUUCUAAUCUAAAAGCGGAUACAUUUUUGGUGGGUUUUCUCCUUGUUUAUGGUUAGGAGUUUAGAAUAGCUAUGUUGAUGAUAAAACAUAGUCUUCAUUUUUAUUUUCAUAGACCCAUGAUGAAAUAUAUCCUUUGUAAACAUGUCAUCAAUCAAAAGCUAUUUAUUCUUUUUUUGGCAAUGGACCUACUUUUGGUGAUGGUCAUGAUAUUUAUAUUGAUAUCGAUUUUCAAAAUGGUUAUUCUAACUUAGGAUAUGCUUACCAGUGGGAUAAAUAUAAAUAUGCUAAAAGUACAUAUUUAUUUGGAUAAUCAACUCCAAAUAUAGCAGAAUGUGAGAUUUAUUAAUUAAUAUUUGAUUGA
This is a messenger RNA of Paramecium primaurelia, 1334 nucleotides long. NCBI's taxonomy places the organism in Eukaryota, Ciliophora, Oligohymenophorea, Peniculida, Parameciidae. The record is from the annotation of a GenBank genome assembly.